This is a messenger RNA of Ricinus communis (castor bean), 2020 nucleotides long. RefSeq lists its product as uncharacterized. Bases 77 to 1279 code for a protein of 400 amino acids. Gene Ontology annotation, biological process: glycerophospholipid biosynthetic process. Gene Ontology annotation, cellular component: mitochondrion. The transcript is spliced from 13 exons. The record is from RefSeq and is a predicted model, not a curated record. Lineage: Eukaryota; Viridiplantae; Streptophyta; Magnoliopsida; Malpighiales; Euphorbiaceae.
AAGAAAGAAUUUUAAAAACAAAAGCUCCUUCAAAGCUGCACCACAGACACAGAGAUAAAGAGUAAUAGAAAUAGAGAUGAGAUUUCAAAAGAGAUUGGCGUUGCUUAGGGUUUCUAAAAUCAACAACAUAUCACCAUCGCCACAUCUGUUUCAAUCUCAUGUUUCUCCUUCUCUCUGGCAGCUUAAAUCAAAUCAGCUCCAGCAACAAAAACUGUUUUCUUCUUCUUCUUCUUCUUUUGGAAUUGCAUUUGACAUUGAUGGCGUUAUUCUUCGUGGCCGUGUUCCCAUCGGUGGCUCUCCUCAGGCUCUGAAGAGAUUGUAUGGAUAUAAUGGAUCUUUGAAGGUUCCUUUUCUGUUCUUGACAAACGGAGGUGGCAUUCCAGAAUCCAGACGAUCCAUUGAGUUAAGUGAAAUUCUAGGUGUAAAGAUUUUACCUUCUCAGGUCUUACAGGGUCACUCACCUUUUAAAAAUCUGUUAAAGAGAUAUGAGAAUCAACUCAUUAUUGCCACCGGAAAAGGGGAACCUGCUGUAGUAAUGUCCGAGUAUGGUUUCAAAAAGGUUCUCUCUUUAGAUGAGUAUGCUUCUCUCUUUGAGAAUAUCGAUCCUGUGUCUCAAUACAAGGAAUGGGCAACCAAGAAUGUAGUGAAUGGGACUAGAAGUACUCUCUCUGUGAAUAUGCCUCCCAGAUGCAGUUUUUCUUCUGAAGCAGUUAAUGCAGUAUUUAUUGUCAGUGAUCCUGUAGAUUGGGGCAGGGACAUUCAGGUUCUCUGCGAUGUGUUAAGAUCUGGAGGCAUUCCUGGACAGGAUAAAGGGCAUCAACCUCCUUUAUAUUUUGCCGCUGAUGACCUUGAAUAUCAGGCUGCAUUUCCUUCUCAGCGUCUUGGAAUGGGUGCUUUCAGAAUUGCACUGGAGAGCAUCUUCAACAGGAUUCACCAUAAUGCUCUAGAGUAUGUAACAUUUGGGAAACCAAAUCCAUUUGUAUUCAAGAAUGCUGAAGCUGUACUAAGCCAGCUUCUGCUGUCUUGUCAUACCGAAGCUAAUCUCAAGAAAUGCAGAGGUCCUGAAAUACCUUAUUUGAAAACCCUUUAUAUGAUUGGUGACAAUCCUUCAGUUGAUGUCAAAGGUGCACAGCAGGCAGGAGACCCUUGGUUUUCUAUCUUGACAAGGACAGGCGUUUUCCGUGGAGAAGAUAACCAUGCAGAGUUUCCUGCAGAUCUGGUGGUUGAUACUGUUGAAGAGGCAGUGGAUUAUAUUCUGCAAAAGGAGUCUAAUUCUUAGUACUACUGCCAUUGGAAUAAUUGUUGAGCGGCGUUCUGGCUAUCUGUUUCUGGAUUAUGGGUUAGGAAUGGAAUUUGGGGUACAUAUUAUUUUUGGAUUGGAAUGUGUUUUAUUCUUCAGUGUUUUAUUGAUUAUGUAAACCAAGUAACAAGACACCAUCAGCUUUGUUGCUGAUGAUGACCUAACUACUACACUACUCUAAUUGAUUAGAUUGGGUUGGAUUGAGUAAUUAUUUGUUGGGUGUCAAGAGUAUCAUUGAAGAGCAUGUGGCGUAGUUACAUGAGAAAGACAUCCUUCUACAUUAGGUUCAUGGGAUAGCUAACUAAUAGAAUAGUUAUUCUAUGUGAAAUGACUAUUUCAGGAUUUGAUUCAAACUUGAACUAGAAAUAAUAUUUGCAUGGAAUAGCUGUUUUAAAUUUUAUAGAUGUUAUUUUAUAAUGAGUUGAAAAAUGACUAUUCUGAACCUUAAGAAAUAAUAUACUUUUUUAGUUGGUUAUGUUAAGUUCACUUGGCAUUAUCUUUAAUUAUCUAUCACUAUCCACCACCCACCCCAUCCCACCAUCCACACUACCGCAAUCAUUGUAUAUAAUAUAUUAUUAUAAUUUUAUUUAAAAUGAGUUAAUUCAAGUUCGUGAAGCAAAGAGUAGAAUAAAGCUUAUUUAGAAAUAAUUCUUCUAUCUCUAUUUAUUAUAUUCCUUAAGAAUUGAUAUUUUAUUCUAUUACAUGAACCAAACAUUACUU